Molecule: messenger RNA, 688 nt
Organism: Drosophila hydei
Lineage: Eukaryota; Metazoa; Arthropoda; Insecta; Diptera; Drosophilidae
Product: UPF0729 protein GD16342
Exons: 2
Coding region: 177-494 (105 amino acids)
Source: RefSeq, a predicted model, not a curated record
UCGUGUUAUUUGCCAAUUUGAUACAAAUGAGUUAUAAAUAUAUUCGAAUAUACUUUUGGAUUGUUUUAAUACUAUCGCUAGUGCUCUUAGUGCGUAGUUUUAUACUGUCAUUAUUCCGCCGAGGUGGUCACACUAAGCCAAACAGAUUAGAUUUUUGCUAAGCAACUAUUCGCAAGAUGGUUUGCGUUCCAUGCUUUAUCAUCCCAUUGCUGUUAUACAUCUGGCACAAGUUCGUGCAGCCGAUUCUACUGCGCUACUGGAAUCCAUGGGAGAAGAAGGAUGCCGAGGGUAACGUAGUCAAGGCCGGGCCAGAGUUUCCGUUCGAGUGCAAAGGUGGAGUCUGCCCAUUUGUGCCCGGCGGCAAGAAGGAGCUGCAGGCUGACGGGGAUCGAGCUAGGGCUGGAGCCGCUGCAGCGGCUACUGCUGCUACUACUGCAACUGAACAAUCAUCGUCGAAACCCGAAUCCGAAUCCGAAUCCAAGAAGAUCAUUUAAAUUGUUUCAUUUUUCUUUUGUCUUCCUGCUUUUUGCUUUGCUUGCUUUCGUGUGUGUGUGUGUGUGCGUGCGUACGCGCGCCCAUUCAAAGCUAACAUAUGAUUACACUGGUGGCACAUAUAGUAAGCACAGUGUGAAUUCCAAAUAAUAUACUUCAGACACUCGCACACAAAAGUAACUGUUCAAGAUACACA